This is a messenger RNA of Mizuhopecten yessoensis (Yesso scallop), 1716 nucleotides long. RefSeq lists its product as uncharacterized. The transcript has a single exon. The coding region runs from base 1 to 1716 and encodes 571 amino acids. The record is from RefSeq and is a predicted model, not a curated record. Lineage: Eukaryota; Metazoa; Mollusca; Bivalvia; Pectinida; Pectinidae.
AUGCACGCCACAACUCCGCAGGCAAGGGCGCUAGCAGGAAGGGGCAGGCUUCUGGCUCCUCCAGGCGUAGGAGGAAGAGGGCAAAGACGACUGCUUUUCAGCAGCAGGCUGCCCCUUCGACUUCCGCUCCGGCAGAACGUCGGAAAUCUUCCUUCCGCGGUAGUGGUUCCAAUAGGGGUCGAGGCAAAGCCAAAUUUUCCAGAGGUAGGAAGGGUUCCUUCCUCUUCCUUGCCCUUGCUAACUCCUUGUCCACUGUCUGUCGCCGCGGGAGGCUCCGUCGAUGUGGUUUGGGAAGGGCUAGAUUGGCCCCUACCGGACUUGCCAGUAGGCGGUCGGCUGUCCCAUUUCGUUCCUCAGUGGAAAGAAAUCACAUCAGACAGUUGGGCCCUAGGGGGUGUGUCCAAGGGUCUCUGCAUCCCGCAUCUUCGGGAUCCACCUCUGGCGCGAGAGCCUAUCUUUUUCCCUUCUCCUUCCGAUCCGGGAAAGGUGGAGGCUCUCAGGUCAGAGGUUCAGGCCAUGAUCGCGAAGGGCGCGAUCGAGGAACUUUCACCGGACCAGUGGUCUCCAGGGUUUUACUCCUGGGUCUUCCUCGUGAAGAAGAAGUCCGGUGCCUGGAGGCCUAGUAUCGACCUCAGUACGUUCAACACGUACGUCGAUUCCCCGCACUUCCGGAUGGAAACGCCACGGCGCAUCAUUGCGUCAGUGCGUCCAGGGAUGUGGGCUACGUCCAUCGAUCUGAAGGAUGCUUACUUUCACAUCCCGGUCAGGAGGUCAGCCAGGAAGUUCCUCAGGUUCACUUUCGAGCAGAAGGUUUACCAGUUUCGCGCUAUGCCCUUCGGCCUCACUACGGCCCCCUUGGAUUUUCACCAAGUUGUUGUAGGUAGUAGUGGGGCAACUCCACAGUCUCGGGGUAGAUGCACACAUCUACUUCGACGACUCCCUGUUGCUCCAAGUGGAUCCAGUUAUCCUGUCCCGGAGCACGAGGUCGGUUCUGGGCGUUCUGUGCCGCCUAGGGUUCAUCGCCUCCAGGGAGAAGUCGGAGGUUCUCCCCUCCCAAGAUUUUGUUUUCCUCGGUUAUCGGUUCAGAACCGAACGGGGUUUGUCCUUCCACCAGUGUCCAAGUUCGAGAAGGCCUCUCUGUUGGUCUCCGUUCUGGUCGGUGUGGAGCGAAUUCAGGUCCGAUGGUUCCUUCGGUUCUUCGGUUACCUGAAUUCACUGGCGGAUGUGGUUUCCUUGGGUCGGCUUCACAUCCGUCCGCUCCAGCUGUUCCUUCUGUCGGUUUGGUCUCCGGCGUCUCGGCAGUGGGAUGUGUACACUCCUCUGCCGGAGUCGGUGAAGGAAUCGGCUCGUUGGUGGACUCUCGAAAGCAAUGUCUUGGCAGGAGUUCCUCUGGUUCGGGCAUCUCCUGCUAUGACCUUUUACACCGACGCGUCCAUGACCGGUUGCGGUGCAUACCUUUCCGGUCAGACGUCGGCGGGGGGGUGGUCGGGGGAACAGCUUUCAGAACACAUCAAUGUUCUGGAAAUGCGUGCUGUUCUGUUGGCCCUUCGGGGUCUUCGACCUUCCCUGCAGGGCAAGGCCAUUUGUCUGGCGACAGACAACUCCACUGUGGUGGCUUAUCUGCAGCGCCAGGGGGCACCCGUUCCCCGGCUCUGUGUGCUUUAUCCACCCAGGUCUUGUUGCUGUGUCAGGAGAUCAGUCUCGAUCUCACGUUGA